AAUCCCCGAUGUCCGAGUCCAAGAUGGGUGCUGGCGGACAGUCUCCUCUGGGCUGCCUUGUUCCCACCUUGGCUACUGUGUGCUUUUCUCUGUAGCAAAUGUGCUGGCCCUUGGGCCUGUUUGUGGCUUGCCCAACACCCCAGUAACUUGCUCUGCUUUCUUCCCAGGUGCCACGGCCCCGUGGACCACCACGAGCUCCAGAAUGAAUUUGAGGGAAUGUUGAAGCAACACCUGGAAGAAGCUCGGCAGCGCUGGAACUUUGACUUUGAGACGGAGACUCCCUUGGAAGGACAGUUCAAGUGGGAGAGGGUCCUCCAGGCUGAGCAGCCCCCCCAGGAGGUCCACAGCCUGGCCAAGGCCACCAGCAGUGAGAGCUCCUCGGUCCACAAGGUCCCUGCCAAGAUCCAUCGCAGCAGGAUUUCCCCUGAGUAUCAGCAGAGCUUGGAGAUUUACAGGGCUGCUUCCCCGCUGAGCCUGAAACGGGGGCUGACCACCAUGAAAGACUUCUACAGCGCUAAGCGGAGGACUGUCCACAACAAGCCUAAGCCUGACAAGCCCAAGCCUGACAAACCCAGGCUGUGACAUGGUGGAGCUCAGCUCCUCUUGCCACUGGGAACAGCCGCUGAUGCUGAUGUGCCCUGGGGGUGUCGGUGGCUCUUUUCCCCCACCCUGUACUGUGUAAGCUGUCUGUAUGAAGCGAUGUAGAAUCUGUAGUUUCCUAUUUAUGAGUAGCUCUGGGGUCCUGAGGGACCUUCACCGUGUGCAAUGUAUAGGAGUAGUUGAUGUUGAGGCUUGUAGCCCCGUGGAGGGGAUGGAGGAGGACUGAAAUGGGCCUGAUGGGGCUAAGGCGUUGCCUUGCCUGCAGAGAAGUGUGUGUCCUUGGUCCUGUGGUGGUGGGGCCAAGCAUUGUCCUUGCACCACCCUCCUGUCCAGCUGUGGCCCUUCCCCUCCCCGAUGGCUGGCCAUGGAGGAUGCUGGUGCCACCAGCUGGCUGGGACAAGAUAAAGGGUCACAGCUGUGGGCUGUAGAGCCCUGGGACAGCCGGGCUCUGAGGACACCCCGGCUGCUGGCACAUGGUGGUGGUUCCCUUCCCAGCGGUGGCGAGCCCUUGGCCGUGCCUGCGAGCAGAGUGACUCAGGGGCUGCUCCUUCCCAUGGCUGCUUGGGAGAGGAAAUGCUGUUCCCUGGACAGCCCUUCCUUUGGGUGACUCACCGGUGCUGUCACCUGUCAGACAGGCUGCAGAUGGUGACAGACCUGCUGGAGGUCCCUAGGGCUGAGCUCAUGGUGGGACCAGUGCUGCCUGGGAGGCUUUGGGGUCCCCUGGACUCUGCUGACCCAAACCCCCACUUUCUCACCUUGGUGGCGGUGCUUUGCCUCCGUGUUCCUGCCUCCUCCAACACUGACACCAGGCUGAGGAGCUGCCUGCUCUGCCUCUUGGUCUGCUCCAGGAGAGUUCUGCUCACCAACAAGAAUGACAUUGAAAGACAAAAUUGUUGCUUUUUUCCUGGACUACUCCUUUGGGGCAGAGUGGGGGAAAGGAGCCUCACUUGGCUCUGAGCGGCUGGCUUGGGUCACCUCUGGGACUGAGGGAUGUCCUGGAGCGAAGGCUGCUCGCUCCCAGCGCUGAAGGAUGAGUCUCCCUGCUCUUGAAGGACUCAACACUGUCAGAUCUCGGCACUUUGAUGGGGCUCAUCUCCUGCUCUGCUGGAUUUGGACUCUGGAAACUGGUGCAAGAUGGUCCCAGGCAGAAAAGGGAUGGGGUCAACCUCCUGCCUUGCACCGUGAUGCACUUUGCUGUCAGUGAAGCUGGCAAGCUCCCAGCACUAAAUGUUUAUUUAUAUUAAAAAAAAAUGCUAUUAAGUCUGUGUGGGGGGAAGGGAAAAUACCUGUUUGUCUAUAAAUGUUAACUCUGAAUAAACACUUGUGUAAAGGAA
Molecule: messenger RNA, 1934 nt
Organism: Athene cunicularia (burrowing owl)
Lineage: Eukaryota; Metazoa; Chordata; Aves; Strigiformes; Strigidae
Gene: CDKN1A
Product: cyclin dependent kinase inhibitor 1A
Exons: 2
Biological process (GO): regulation of mitotic cell cycle; signal transduction by p53 class mediator
Cellular component (GO): nucleus
Molecular function (GO): cyclin-dependent protein serine/threonine kinase inhibitor activity
Source: RefSeq, a predicted model, not a curated record